UCGAGUCUGAUGGCGUCGUACAAGGAAAAGGCCCUUAUGGGAUCGCUUUUGUUGGCAUUCUUCUUUUGGACGGUGACUUACGCAUCAAUCGCUAGCCGUUCGGAUGACUUAAUCAACAAUCAAGCGAAAGUGGAUGGUAUUGCUAAGAGCCCCGUAGGUGGACCGUUUACCUGGUUAUCGACCAUUUCGGGACUUCCGAUCGUCAGCCUGUUUGCCUUCCGGACUGAGCCAAAAAACUGUCCAGCUUGCACCUGUGGCACUAAUAGUUCGACAGCGUCGAAUGAUGAUCUGAGUGACGUAAGCGACUUACGAAUCUACGGAGGUACAAACGCCACCGAAGGGAUGUACCCUUGGAUGGUGGCAUUGUACUACGACAACAGGUUUAUUUGCGGAGGUUCGCUCAUCAACAAUUUGUACAUUCUGACGGCUGCUAGUUGCGUUUUCAAUACUGAUCGCAGCUUGUUCUCGGUGAAAUUUCUGAUGUAUGAUCGAGGAAAUCCCGAUUCGAACGUUUUUGAACGACGCGUAACAUAUAUCAUGACCAACUGGUAUUGGGACACGGGCGCAAUUUCAAUGAACGAUUUGGCCCUACUAAAACUGAACGAGACCGUUCCCUUGGGGAGCGAGUUGUCCCCAGUUUGCCUACCUCCAGAGGGUCCCACUUAUGCUGGAUAUAAUGCAACCGUUACAGGAUGGGGUGAAACGGAGAACUAUACCUACUCGAGGGUGUUGCAGCAAGCGACCGUACCUAUCUUGACAUACGACGACUGCAUGAAACAGAGCAACUACCAUUUCUACCAAAUUGAUGACAGCAAGAUAUGCGCCGGAGCCGCUGACGGUGGAAUCGAUGCCUGCCAGGGAGACAGCGGGGAUCCGCUGCAUAUCACCGAUCUGCAGACAGGCAGAUACGUGAUAGCCGGAGUGGUCCCCGUUAGGAAGGAAUGUGCCGAGCCGAAGUAUCCGGGAAUCUAUACCCGAGUGAGCAAGUUUAGACAGUGGAUCAAGUUUAAUACGCGAGAUGCUUGCUACUGUAGUUAA
Molecule: messenger RNA, 1038 nt
Organism: Wyeomyia smithii (pitcher-plant mosquito)
Lineage: Eukaryota; Metazoa; Arthropoda; Insecta; Diptera; Culicidae
Product: proclotting enzyme-like
Exons: 4
Coding region: 10-1038 (342 amino acids)
Biological process (GO): proteolysis
Molecular function (GO): serine-type endopeptidase activity
Source: RefSeq, a predicted model, not a curated record